CGCAGGUGUCAUGCAUGUAUGGAGCGAGACUGACCUUUUGCAUACAGCCAGCGGCUGUUGAAAUGCUAGGCUCUCUCGAACUGCAUUUCGGAGGCUGCGAGCGCGCUUAGUCAAAACUCAAGCUCGUAAGCCUGAUUGCUACAGAUCAGCGCAAAGCCGGCCCGAAUAGCUGCAGCAUUGUUCCUCUCGCGACUCAGAUCUCGACGAAUCCUCGACGCGGAAGAUGAGGCCUAAUCACGAGGCUGAUAGACUGCCUGGGCCAUCGUCGCUCCCUAGCAGGAUAGGUGGACCCAGUCGAGCACCUCCACCCGGAUAUCUGCUGCCUUCGCCCCUCGAGUCCAUCACAAAUCUCCUGCCUUCAUUUGGUUCUCCGAAAUCGUCUUCAGCUUCAUCAACACCAACUAAUUCAUCUAGCUGGCCCUUCGCAUCCGGAUCAAAGGAUCCCAGCAAACCCUCCAAGAUCGAUGAGCUGCUACAGAAUCCAGCCGCGGUCGGCUUGCUCUCCGCGGUCGCCGCCCUAGGCAUUGCUGGUGGAGGAUGGUACGGUUACCGCGUACUUUGGAAGCGGGUGAGGAACGUCAACGAUGUGACAGGUCCAAUGCUUGAGAAGCAGAGGUGGAUCAAGGGAGUGGUGACCAGUGUAGGGGAUGGUGACAACUUUCGAGUCUUCCACACACCUGGUCCGUUUUACCGGUGGCCAUUCAAGCUGCGCUCAGUCCCGUCGACUUCGAAAGAGCUCAAAGACCAGACCUUGCACAUACGAAUCGCGGCAGUGGACGCACCAGAAAACGCGCACUUCGGCAACCCUGCUCAACCGUACGCCAAAGAGUCAUGGGACUGGAUGAAACAGCUUGUAACGGGCAAGCGGGUCCGUGUUCAGCUCAUACGCAAAGACCAAUAUCUCCGCAUUGUCGGUGUACCAUACCUGUCGAGAUUCAUUCUCCCCGACAAGCCCAUCCCGCUGUUGAUGCUAAAAGAAGGCAUGGGAGUGGUCUACGAGUCCGCAGGAGCGGAGUAUGGUCCAUGGUCAGUGGAUUAUCUGAAGCAGUUGGAAGCGGAGGCGAGACGUGCAAAGAAAGGCAUGUGGGGCCUCAAGGGCAAGUUUGAACAUCCUGCAGACUAUAAGAAGAGGAUGAAGAUAGGUGGGGAUGAGCCCGUCGUGACAGCAUCGCCUAGAACGAGGAGAAAGAAGAAUGCCAGCUGGCUCGGACGCUUGUUGUUCUGGAAGUGAUCUGUCAGUGUUAUCAAGUCACGACCUUUGUGAUGAUCUAAUGAGGCUUCGGUCAAGCCGAUGUAUGCAUCGUCCCCCUCAAACCCAUGAGCCUUGCUGUGAGGUAGUGUUCAUUCAGCACCUUUGCCAUGUCCGCUUCUCCGGCAUUGACGACAU
Kockovaella imperatae is the source of this 1387-nucleotide messenger RNA. RefSeq lists its product as hypothetical. The record is from RefSeq and is a predicted model, not a curated record. The transcript is spliced from 5 exons. The coding region runs from base 224 to 1231 and encodes 335 amino acids. Gene Ontology annotation, cellular component: cytoplasm; mitochondrion. NCBI's taxonomy places the organism in Eukaryota, Fungi, Basidiomycota, Tremellomycetes, Tremellales, Cuniculitremaceae.